Periophthalmus magnuspinnatus is the source of this 2531-nucleotide messenger RNA. It is a transcript of the gene tmed9, whose product is annotated as transmembrane p24 trafficking protein 9. Gene Ontology annotation, biological process: intracellular protein transport; COPI coating of Golgi vesicle; endoplasmic reticulum to Golgi vesicle-mediated transport. The record is from RefSeq and is a predicted model, not a curated record. Gene Ontology annotation, cellular component: endoplasmic reticulum-Golgi intermediate compartment; Golgi apparatus; COPII-coated ER to Golgi transport vesicle. The transcript has 5 exons. The coding region runs from base 20 to 691 and encodes 223 amino acids. NCBI's taxonomy places the organism in Eukaryota, Metazoa, Chordata, Actinopteri, Gobiiformes, Gobiidae.
UCCUCUCCCCGGCAGGAAGAUGGUGGUUGUCAGCAUGAAGUCCAGUGCUUUAUCUUUGUUACUCUUGAACCUUUUCUCCAGCCUGGUGUCCUCCUUGUACUUCCACAUCGGGGAGACCGAAAAGAAAUGUUUCAUAGAAGAGAUCCCCGAUGAGACCAUGAUCAUCGGUAACUACCGCACUCACCUGUAUGACAAACAGAAGGAGGAAUACCUGCCUGCCACUCAGGGCCUGGGAAUGUUUGUGGAGGUGAAAGACCCUGACGACAAGGUGAUCCUGUCUCGUCAGUAUGGCUCGGAGGGACGCUUCACCUUUACCUCCCACACUCCCGGAGAGCACCAGAUCUGCCUGCACUCCAACUCCUCCAAGUUCGCCCUCUUCGCUGGAGGCAUGCUGAGAGUGCACUUGGACAUCCAGGUGGGAGAACACGCUAACAAUUACGCCGAGAUUGCAGCUAAAGACAAGCUAACAGAGCUGCAACUCAGAGUCCGACAGCUGGUGGAACAGGUGGACCAGAUCCAGAAGGAGCAGAACUACCAGAGGUACCGUGAGGAACGUUUCCGUCAGACCAGCGAGAGCACCAACCAGAGGGUCCUGUGGUGGUCCAUAGUCCAGACCCUGAUCCUGGUCGCCAUUGGCAUCUGGCAAAUGAGGCAUCUCAAGUCCUUCUUCGAGGCCAAGAAACUGGUCUAAACCCUGGGCUAGACCUGCUCCGAAAUCUGGCUCCAGGCUGGUCCGAAACCAGUCCAUAUAGGUCCACCUUCCCUUUUCAAUUCAAAGCAGAACUCAGUAACUCGUUUGUUAUGUUUGGCUUUAUAACAAUAUUUUUUAACCAGCUACUGUCCCAUUAAAGGGCCUGUGCUUGAUCUACUGUACAACUUCACCUCAAAUCAAUAGGUUGCAUUCACAUGACAUCACAAUAUUCUAAAAUCUCUGUAGUUUAAACUGAGCUGGACAGGUCAGAAUUCUCAGUUGGAAUUAUAUUUUCUUGACAAUGUGAAUAGGGCAGGUCUUUUUUUAAGAUCUAAGAUUAAUAUGAGAAGUUUGUGGCGCCAAUCCCAAACAAAUAAUGAGAAGAUUCAACAUUUGUGGAUCAUAAGUGUUUUUGAAAGAAAUAUCCAUAGUUAUACAAGUCCCACUCUCCACCUGAAAAUAUGACAUCAAAUUCUACAACGUGAAUGCAACCUAUAGAAAACGUCACUGAGUUCUGCUUUAAAAUGGAGUGAUGUUGUGGAGAUGAAUCGUCAGGUUUUGGAAUCUUAAAGCAGUACAAAUGUGGGGGCAAGGUGCACAAAAUGAACUGAAAAAUCUGCACCCCCUGAACUUCGUCCGAACGGCAGAUAUGUGAUGGCUCAGUCUGCUGUAAAUGUUACUGGCCGCUGGAGUUUGUUUUUCAACUAUUUUAAUGUAUUAAAGUUGCACUGUGUAACUUUUCUGGAGGGUACGUUGCCGCAUGUCCCAAUUGAGAUGCUAUAGCUUUGCCUGGAAUGUUUCACAGUAUGGUAUUACAGUAGCUAUCUUGUAUUUAUUACAGUUUUUAUUGCUCAAAAACAUUCUUACUGUGAGCUAGGGUUGUCAAUAGAUACUAAAACUAAUAUCGAAACUAGAUACUCAUUUGAGAAGGUAUUGAUACUAAAACAGCCACAUUGACAAGACACAGACAUGAACAUUUUCUGAAUGUCUUUAGAAUGAUCUUGAGCUGUAUCAGAACAAGUAUAAGACACAUAGACUAGUGUACACCCAUGGACCACCAUGGAACUUACCUGGACGACUGAACGAUUACACAGAUAUAAGGCCACAUGGGAAUAUAAUAGAAAGUAUAUGUUGAAAAUCAGUUUAUUGUCUAAAAAAAGUGUUUUUAUUAUCAUCUUGGUAUCGGAAUUGGUAUUCAGUCAUUUCCUUAGUAUUGAAAUCAAGUUUGAAUUUUUUGUAUUGUGACAACACUAUCGCCUCUCCGCAGAUCUAACCUGCUAACUUUGCCUGGUUGCGCUGCUUGUCUCUAUACUAAAAGAUAUGUUUUAUACUGUGGGACAUCCCAGGUAAUGCUAUAACCUCUUCAUCGAACCACCACCAGAAAACUUACAUAGUGCACCUUUAACAAAUGAAUGCAGUUUUUACAUGGAGAAAGAGCUUUAGGAUUUGGCAUAUGCUUAGGACCCCUCUAUAUGUACAUAGAUAUUUUUCUGUAUACAGUUUCUACUUACAAAUAGUAUUUCAUAUCCCAGUCCUGGUCCAACUCAUGUACUAUUUUUUUGCAACAUGGAGAAUAUCGAUUUCUAAAAAUAUCUAUGCCCAUGUCCUUAGGUCCUCAAAAUCUAAAAUUUGGUUGUAAUUUUGUUCUUACGUUUUGAGGGGAUUUCUGUUCUUGUUUCUCAGUUGUAUUUAAAAAUAUGGGUUAUUUUUGUAGAGAUUGUGUGAAGAUUGCACUCAGAGAUAAUACAAGUUUGAAGGUGAAUGGUUUCUAACGUCAAGGUUUUAUCAAACUGUGACUUAACCAAGAUUUGUUUUAAAUAAAUGUAAUAAAAGGAAAUGG